GGUGCGCACUUCUUGUCUCCCGUUUGCGGUUGCUCACACCAUAACUGCUAGUGUUCUCGAUCACUAGGGACUGUGGAACCUUUACCCGUAUUUGACUAUUACAUAAUAAUUAAUUCUACAUUAAUAUAGUUCACAGUGUGUUCUAGCAUUUUUAGUGCAGAAUGUUGAAGACAUUUUGGCUGUAUUUACAAGUUUUUUGGGGAGGGCAGGAGAUGAACGAACUCUUCGCACUCAGUCUCGGCUCAAGGCGUUGAGGUUACCGACGUGGACUUCAACACUCGAGGCGAGCUCACCGACCUCGCACUGCUCAUUCUGACGACUUCUGCUCACUCUCCACUCUCCCUCCCACUCUAAAAACUCCCCCACUCCUAAAACACACUCACCACUCGCCCACUCUCAAGUCCCACUCCAGCGCCAGUAUGCGGCUGUUCAGGCGUAGAGUGGUUCACGUCCACGACCCUGGCUGUAAAGUCCACAAUCCCACAUGUGGACCAGGGAGAGGUGCUUCACACGGUUCAGUGGCCGCCGGUUCACACGGUUCAGUGGCCGCUGGUUCACACGGUUCAGUUACCGCUGGUUCACACGGUUCAGUUACCGCUGGUUCACAUGGUUCAAAGACAGCUGCUUCACACGGUUCCUCCCGCUUUGCUGGGCAUGAUAACAAUGUUCAAGUUUCAUACGGAAAACGAAAUCCUUGUCAAAAAAGCAAUUUAAAUGAAGAUUCACGCGGCCGAGACAAUAAUUACUCACAAAAAACGAAAAACCGUGGUUUACAAGGCGCCAACAAUAUCGGUUCUCAAUGCACCAGAAACUAUGGUUCUCAAGGUUCCAGCAACACUGGUUCUCAAGGUUCCAGCAACACUGGUUCUCAAGGUUCCAGCAACACUGGUUCUCAAGGUUCCGGCCACACUGGUUCACAUAGCAAACCAAAUAAUGGUUCUCACAGCCUGACUUACGUUCACCCCAGCCUGAUGCGAGGUUCACAACAGGACACGGAUUGCCUAAACUCACCACGAGUCGUGUCGGUGGGGGGUGACAUCAGCUCCCCCACGCCCCCCCACCAGCUGGGGGAAGACAGCCACACCCCCAAGCCUGGACUGGCGACGUGGGGGCGGCGGGUGGGGCGGCGUCUGGAGCAGCUCGCCAGGGCCCCCAGCAGGGAGAAGGUCGCGGCCACCCCUGGGGAUGAUGGCAGUUCAGUCAAGAUGUCUUGGUCCUUACGAAGACGAUCUUCAGGACCCAGUUUCUUCGCUACUUCGGGUCCUCCUACAUCGGCGACUUCGACCCCAGUCAUGUCCCGGUCUACGUCAACGUCCCGCAUCAACAACGAAUCUACAGACCACCAUCAUCAUCAGAAUCAUCAUCAUACCGAUCGUCUCGAAAUGAUGACUUCCAUAGCAUCCAAUGACUACAUCCCAACUAAGACUGUGAGCUGCGAGAACAUUCCGAUUACUGCUGAAGUGAAAUCGAAUUUUCCUCACGCGUUCCUUAGAUCGAAGCCUCCUCGGUCUGGAUCAAUGUCCAGGCCUGCUUCAGCAGCUCUUCAGUCUACUGAAGUCACGGGCAGUAAAGCACCUCAAGAGCCCAAAAAGAAUCCCAGUGAGCGAGGCUCGCUUUCUGAUAUCAGGGAGGCUCUGCGUCAAAAGUUGAAGGCCGUGUCAGAGGAAAACUUUCCGUUGAUGUGGUGGAGGAAGAAUCAAACUUCAUUGAAAUCGAGACUCAAUUCCAAUUUUUCGCGUACGAAGAACCAAGAAAGAUCGGCGUCUACGCAGUCUAUGAACGCGGACACUCUUGUUUACCACAGCCCCGUGACUGCAAACCUCUCGAACAUGACGAACCGUUUGUCGAAAAACGCACAAAAUCAACUAAAUGUCCCUGGAAAUCGUACAUCUUUAUAUAUGAGCAGCACUGAGAGUGGCUAUGAAAGUGAAAGUUUAGGACUACAGGCAAGGUUGCGUAGAAAACUGAAAAAAGUUGAGAGUGACGUAGACUCUGGAGUCAGUUCUGGAAGUCCGUCCGAAACCAACUCCGAUUCUGGUUCAUUUACGAGCAAUGACUUAUCUUUCGAUCACAAUUCUAAAGCCGAUACAAAUUCAUUGAAGAACAGUUCUGUAAAUCAACGGAACUUGACGAAGAGGCUUCAACUGCCCAAAGGAACAGACAUUGCUACGAUUGGGUUUUGUAAGUGCCCUCCUGAUGCGAACGAAACUUCUAAACUUAAUCUAACUGACGAAGAAAAGAUGGUACCUGCGUUAUCUGAAGACAUCCACCCGGUCUUACCCGAGCCAGCAAACAUUACAUCUUUGCGGCACAAAUUUCUCGUAUCGCAACUAAAUCGUCAAUAUUUAUCCAAGCCUUAUCCGGCUGGUAGCCAAUCCUACGACACAAGCUCCCUCGACCACUUCAGCCAUCAGAGGGGAGGGUACGAUUUUGGAAGGACUUUGCAAACAGAUGGAAGUUCAGAACGCUGUCGCAGUGACUCCCCUCACACACGUUCGCCAUUAUCUUUACCCUCACUUUCUUUACCUUUAUCGAGUUCUUCCUCUUUGUGCUCUCACGUUACUCCCCCACGUACCUUCAAAAUGAUCAGACUCACCAAAGACGCGUCAGGAGAGCUGGGUAUUUACAUCACAGCUAAAAGGAACAACAUGGGAGUUACGACAGGCUAUGUUAUCGCCCACAUCGAGCGAGGCGGUCUAACCCACAGGGACGGCCGAUUACGCGUGGGCGACGAAAUAAUCAACGUCGCUGGACAGAGGCUGCGUGGCGUCUCUCUGGACGACGCUCGAACCAUCCUGCGCACCACCUGCCGUCAGGUGGACAUCGUUGUAGCCAGGGACCUGGAAAACCACCAGCUGCCUUACCAGGACCAGCUGUCCCCUCAAGAAGAGCAGCACCAACCAUACCAGGAUCAUCAGUCAACGUUAUGCACAGGAAAUGAUGGAUUUAGAAGGGCGGAUGUCAUGGUUGACGAUGGACAGUUCACUUCCACUCCAGGUGAACGGUACUCUGAUAUCAAUGAUCGCAGUCCAUCAAGGGCCAGCCGCAGCCCCCAUGAAUAUUUCAGGAGUAUUUCGUCCAGUUCUCCAACAAGGCUAAAAGAUUUUCCAGAACCCGAUGUCUACAGGAACAACAUUGGAGUAAAGAAAACCAGAUCAGAUUUCACUGACCUAAACAACUACGAUGAAUCAAUGAAAACUGGAAAAUUAUUCAGUAAAGUAUCGGCUUCAUCGAACGAACCUGCAUCGAUGACUUCACCAACCUACGGAUCGUUUGCGGAUCCCUUCGAUCUUGAGGAAUUUUCUUACGCUUCUUUGCCGCCACAAAAUUUACGCCGACUCCCCGAUAGCUCUGAAUCUCGUAACGGAAGUGAGCUGACAGAAGCCAGAUAUAGGAGCGCACAUUCCUCCCAGGCGUACAAUUUACCACGGUAUAUUGAUGGUCAGCCCAUCUACUCAUCCAACUUUGACGUUAGUCAAAUUUCGUCAGAAUCAAGACUAUCUCCUACUAAAUCUAUGUUUUCUGAUCAAAGGCGCAAGCCUCUGCAGCCCAGUUACGACCAAACCACCAGUAUCGCAGAACCCGAUCUUAUGUCCCGGCCCGACAACAUUCAAGGAUAUUCUAACAGAAACCUCGAAUCUAAUUCUAAUAGUACAGAUUCUUUAUCGAACUUCCCUAACCUCGAUCGACCUGCUGACCUGGACCCAGAUCCCGUUAACACUUCGCACAAGAAGGAGUUCGGCAUCAGGCGUCAGGCUCCCGUACACAAAUGGCAGAGAUCGCUCAGCGGCGGACGCAUCAUGCGCAACAGCUUUAACGGAUCCGCAACGUUGCUCCCUAAAAGACCGAAGAGUUUGGCGCUGAGCGUCAAGACUGUCGUGUUCGAGAAGGGGAGAGGGCGCAAGAGUCUGGGCUUCUCGGUCGUGGGAGGACGAGACUCCCCCAAGGGGAGUAUGGGCAUCUUCGUCAAGACCAUCUUCCCUAAUGGACAGGCAGCUGAAGGAGGGAAGCUCAAAGAAGGAGACGAAGUUCUGGCUGUCAACGGCGCGUCGAUGGCCGGACUGAGCCAUGCUGAGGCCAUCUCUGUGUUCCGAGGCGUGAGGACAGGCAAGAUUGUCCUCCACAUUGUCCGCCGCAACACUGGCCAUCACGGCACCAUUGACCAGCCCUCCGAGGCCUGUGUGGAGGCCGGCGGCCACGAGUGAAGUGAACAGAAUGGGAUAAAAUGCGUAAAGGAAGCGCCGCUCGGGAACUGAAAUAACUGACAAACAAAUACUUAAAUUCGCGACUUUAAUGGACCACGGAACGUUUGUUUCAACGUCACCGAUGGACAGGGCGAAGGUACAAAUGAGGUCAAAUUCGUACGAUUUGAAUGAGAAUUUAUUUGAGUUGGUUUGCCUAGGAUAUGCAGUUCGAUGACGCUGGCUGUCAUCGAACUGUGCAAUUAGUUCAAUCACUCAUAUUAAUGCCUAUAAAAUUUUCUUGUUUAAAGAUAUUGUAGUUAUAAAUCACGCUCUCAAAUCUACACAUUUAUUUAAAUUAUGAAAUUGAAUGAGGUACUUCGGUAUAUCUGCUUGUAUAAAAAUAGAAUCAUUUGUAUACAUUUUAAACAGAAUUCAGUUGCUUUGUAUAUAUGCUUGUACCCAUAUACACAUAUUUGCGUAAACUAUUAGAUGGGAUGAGAUGUCCUGAUUUACUACUUGUAUAAAAUAACACAUUUGUAUAUCAGUUAUUCAAAAACUCGUAUGCUGCUCAGGCAGCACUAAAACAAACACCUGACACGUUGGUUUGACGUCUUAAGCAUUUUUGCUGAAAAAAAUAUGAUGUCUUAGAAAAUGUUUCAAUUUAUUUAACAAAUGAGGAAGUGUACAUAGUUUAUGUAUGAAUGCUUUAACAAUAUUAAUGUAUUUAUUGAUGAGCCUUUGAUGAGAAAUGUAAUCGAUAAUAUCUAUACCAUUAAUUACAUUUUUAUAUAAAUUUUCAAGGUAUGCAUCUAUAGCUCAUGACAAGUGUUGUUCAAAUCUUAACUUUACCCUACUAUAAUUAAGUGUGAUUAUUUGUGAAUAAUUGCAAACUAAUUGCCUUUAUAUGAAUAACUAUGAACUACUUUAGUGGUAUCACGCAGAAAAAUGGGCGAGACUUGUCCAAAAAGUGAUGCUUUUUUGCUCUUUUGUGGGCUUUCCUGACCCAGUUUGGCCCAACAUUUGGGUCUAUUAAUAUGAUAAAAAAUAUA
Molecule: messenger RNA, 5233 nt
Organism: Hyalella azteca
Lineage: Eukaryota; Metazoa; Arthropoda; Malacostraca; Amphipoda; Hyalellidae
Exons: 7
Coding region: 420-4205 (1261 amino acids)
Molecular function (GO): protein binding
Source: RefSeq, a predicted model, not a curated record